CCUGCUCUCUCGCCUUCUGCUAGUCUCUGUUGAAUAUUCCUCCAUCGACCGCACUUCAAAGUUCCUUCCGCAAUUUCUACGCCAAUAGCUAAGGUUCAUCUGCCCUCCAAAACUGUUUCCAAUAGAUUGUUCUGAAUCAAUUUCGGUUUCAUCGUCGUCGUCACUGAGUUGCAUGAAAAAGAAAAUAAUUUCAAUCUAAUGUUGUUGAAAAAAUCGCGUUAAUUUUCUCGAGAAAAUCUGACAACAGAGUCCCUCCCCUAACCAUAAUGAACCUGCGGAAACUCUGGAUUCCGCUUUUGGUGGUGGUGGUGCUUCUGAUCCAGUCUAAGGCCACGAUUGGGUCUCAAUCUUCAAAGGAGGCUUACGUGACACUGUUGUACGGAGAUGAGUUCCUGUUGGGGGUUAGGGUUCUUGGGAAAUCGAUACGGGACACUGGAUCCACCAAAGAGAUGGUCGUUCUGGUCUCUGAUGGCGUCUCCGAUUAUUCCAAGAAGCUUCUAGAGGCAGAUGGGUGGAUAGUGGAGAAGAUAAGUUUGUUGGCAAAUCCAAAUCAAGUUCGUCCAAAGAGGUUUUGGGGUGUCUACACCAAGCUAAAAAUUUUUAAUAUGACUAAAUAUAACAAAGUUGUCUAUCUUGAUGCGGAUACUAUAGUCGUCAAAAGCAUUGAGGAUCUUUUUAAAUGUGGGAAAUUUUGUGCCAACUUGAAGCAUUCUGAGAGGCUGAACUCAGGAGUCAUGGUGGUGGAACCAUCUCAAGCUCUUUUCGAUGAUAUGAUGAGUAAAGUUACCACUUUGUAUUCUUACACUGGAGGAGAUCAAGGAUUUCUAAAUUCAUAUUACUCUGAUUUUCCCAAUGCACAUGUUUUUGAGCCUAAUCUACCAUCAGAGGUGUUGAAUUCAAGGCCUACUGAGAUGCAACGGCUCUCUACUCUGUACAAUGCAGAUGUUGGCCUUUACAUGCUUGCUAACAAGUGGAUGGUAGAUGAGAGUGAACUUCAUGUCAUUCACUAUACGCUUGGCCCCCUUAAACCUUGGGACUGGUGGACAUCUUGGCUCUUAAAACCUGUUGACGUCUGGCAGAGAGUCAGGGAACAACUUGAGGACUCUCUUCCUGGAACAGGAGGGGGCAGAAAUCCUAAUGAUGAGCUUCUAGUCAAAGUUCUUUUCUUGUUACCAUUUUGUGUUCUGCUCUUUUGUUUUUACCAUUCUUUCAAGACAAGGGAAUGUUCGGGUUUGAUUUGUAGAAGUUCAUUAUUCAAUCAGAUCAAGCACCUUUGCUAUAAUAUUCGGUCAAAUGUUGCACUGGCUUACAGCAGUGUUCAAUCUUGUGCCAUUAAUUCCAGCCAUCAAUUCUCUGUUGGUUCACAAGCUAAGAUACCUACCUACCUUGGUGGACUUUCAGUCUUUGUAUGCUUUAUGGCUGCUGUGGUGUCUCUUGGAUUUUCUCUUUCAAUUGUGCCUCGACAAGUGAUGCCAUGGACUGGUUUGCUUUUGAUGUAUGAGUGGACAUUUUCGAUCUUCUUUAUUUUGUUUGGUGGAUUUCUCCAUAUGAUUUAUCUGUGGGGUAGAAGAGCAGCAUUUCAAGUAGGAUCAUUCUCUUCCGAGAGGGAGUCUUUUGAUUCUGAUUCUGGAAAAGGUCAUCAAAGGACAGCUUCAUCUUGUGACAUUGCUGCAUGGUAUUAUGGGUUAGGGAUGGCAUUUUUAGCUGUUGCUGCUCCAUCUUUACCAUGCUUGUUUGGAAUUACAGCCCUGUUUUCUAGGUUAGGGUUGAUGGUGGUCGGAGGUAUAAUCUUGGCAUCCUUCAUGACAUAUGCUUCAGAGCAUCUUGCUAUUAGAUCCUUCUUGAAAGGCGUUCAUGACCAGGACAACACAAGACCAAGGAGCUUGUGUUCCUUAUGAUGAAUGGGGAACUCAAAGUGCCAUUGUAAGUUAAAAGCCAUCGGUUUCUUUAGUUAUGGGCUUUUUUGUUUUUGUUUUUUUUUUUUUGUUUUUUUUGUUUGAUUUGGGAUAACAUGAGUAUCUGAACCUUUAGUUUGACUAAUCCCAAAUUUUUCCUUCACCCUUGAGUGCUGGCCAAAAAAAAAAACUUUGAGUUGUUGUAAUAUACUACUAUUCUUUACGAAGAUUCAUUACUCUAGAUUAAAAAUUUAUGGUUCAAUGGACAAGCUGUGUCUUGUAUUAAAAAAGUCCUCAAUGCUUCGUGUGGUGGUUAAUAUGUGGGUGGUGUCUUGAAUUGCCAAAUUCUGAAAAGGAAGUAAAAUGUGUUUUGCGGAUUUAUUAAAUCUUCCAAUGAUGCUUUGUUAUGCAUAAAUAAUUUUUUUUAUAGACAUUUUGGAUUAUUGAUGGUAGAACUUAUUUGCUAUUAUUAUUGGAUGACUAAUUGCCAUUUGGCGAUGGAGCCAUUUUCUGCCUCCUGUGCUAUCAAUGAGAGUCGCCCUUGCUGAGUUUCUCUGCUUUCACUGUUUUCCUACUGUUUUUUCAUCCUUUUUUCCUUCUAUUUUCCUUUGUUU
Messenger RNA from Rubroshorea leprosula, 2509 nucleotides. NCBI's taxonomy places the organism in Eukaryota, Viridiplantae, Streptophyta, Magnoliopsida, Malvales, Dipterocarpaceae. The record is from the annotation of a GenBank genome assembly.